UUACACUGUUUUCAAUGGGGCUUGAAUUAGUGGACUGGACCCAUAUGCGAUCACCGUGGCCAAAGGCGGUGGUAUUGUUUGUAACACAUUUAGCGCAAUCCAGUCACGUGGAUGAAAAGGUCUUGGCGGGUACUCUUUGCCAACAAUUUGAGGGGCGGUGCAUAGCAUGCACCGACCACAGCCACACGCGUUGUAUGUGCUCAUGUGACUUGCACCUGACAUACUUCAACAUUGUGAGUCGUGGGUGUAAAAGUACAGUAAAAUCAUAGACCUGGAGGAGAAACGGUGUGCAGGAUCUUCGUCUUUAAAAGUAUUAAUCACAGACAAAAAUGACGGGCAUCUUUGGUUUCCAAAUUUUGGUUGCUAGUGUUUUUCUGAUAGUAGGGAUAGAUGGCCAGCUGAUGUCCCAACCUGAACAAGUUCAUCUGUCAGCCACAGGUGAUGUGACAGAAAUGAUUGUCACGUGGAGCACUUUUAAUGACACUCCAUCGGUUGUCCAGUAUGGGAAGGUGCAGCCCAGUAACAAUGCCAUAGGAUCCAGCACUAAGUUUGUUGAUGGUGGGUCACUACAUCGUGCACAGUUCAUUCAUCGUGUGACACUGACAGGUCUGGAACCAGGAACCAAGUAUGUCUAUCGCUGUGGAAGUGACGAGGGCUGGAGCCCUCUGUUUUUCUUCCCUGCGCUUCGGGAUGGUAGCAACUGGAGCCCUCACUUGGCCCUUUACGGGGACAUGGGCAAUGUGAAUCCUCAGUCUCUGGGUCGCUUGCAAGUCGGAGCACAGGGAGGACAGUAUGAUGCCAUCUUGCACGUUGGGGACUUCGCCUACAACUUCAACUACAAUGAAGGCAAAGUGGGAGAUGAGUUUAUGCGCCAGAUUGAGUCGGUUGCAGCUUACGUGCCUUACAUGACAGCAGUUGGUAACCAUGAAGUUGCCUAUAAUUUUUCCCACUACAAGAAUCGGUUCACCAUGCCAUCCUAUGAAGCCAACCAGAAUCUGUGGUAUAGCUGGAAUAUUGGACCAGUUCACUUUGUGGUGUUUUCAACUGAGGUGUAUUUCUUCCUAGAAGAUUCCAAGCAGACAAAGGUCAACCAGUUGAAGUGGUUGGAAGAAGAUCUCAAGGAAGCAAGCGAUCCAAAGAACAGAACCCAACAUCCCUGGAUCAUAACACUGGGACAUCGGCCGAUGUAUUGCUCAGACCUUGAUGGUGAUGAUUGUAACAAAAAUGGUAGCCUCGUUCGAGCGGCUUUGGAGGAUUUAUUUUACAAGCAUGGUGUUGAUAUGGAGAUCUGGGCUCAUGAACAUAACUAUGAGAGACUGUGGCCAGUCUAUCGUGAAAAGGUUUACAAUGGCAGUACAGAGGCACCGUACACAAAUCCUAAGGCACCUGUGCACAUCACCACUGGGUCAGCGGGGUGCCAAUCGCGCCAUGAUUUGUUCUCUCAUCCAAGGCCAUGGGAUGCUUUCCGAGCCCUUGACUAUGGUUUCACAUUGAUGCAUGUGAUCAACGGAACCCAUCUGACCUGGCAACAAAUCUCAGAUGAUCAGCAUGGGAAAGUGAUUGACGAAGUGCUGCUCAUCAAAGACAAGCAUGGCCCAGAAGCCUGGCUGUAAUCACGGGAGCAGUUUUACUGUUUGGAUUUCUGUUCUUUGUUAUUGAAAGUGGAUAAAUGCUGAAUGCCAUAAUUUACUCCAUAUGUAUACAUGUAUAGCAUUGAUUUGAAUAUGUACUCCUAAAGCAACUCGACCCCUUGAUCAAUAAUUUUUUGUGGCAUUUUGUAUUUACAUUUGAAACCAUUUUUAAUGAGAUCACUCUGUUUUUCAAGUCGUGUGCUUUGCACUGUAUGUGAUGUAUAGUUUUUAAAAAAAUUCUGAAAUUUGUCCUAUUGCCAAAUUGUUGACUGCAAUAACUUUUCAAAAUAUGUGCUAAUUGAUAAUCUUGUUGUGUGUUUUAUAGUCAAAUGAUGACACUUUUUGUAUACAAAUUAUAGAUAUAUAAAGAUAUAUAUAAAGCGUACAAAACAGUUUUAAAAUGUGUUUAAUUGCAUGUAAAUGGAUCUUGCCCAAGAAUAAAUCUAAGACAUACAUAAAUCAGGAGCGGAGCCAGGAUUUUUGACGGGGGGUUCAGGAAAUUUUUGUUUGCCGGGGGGGGGUUCUGAAUGUAGUAGUCUCCGUUUUGAAGCCAUUUAAGAUCUUGUUGUUUUGUCCUUAAGCAUGCAUGCAAAUUAAGGCCCCUAGGUGAUAGGGGGUCUUCUAACCUGUAGAUUUAGACUCCGUACAAAAAAAAAUCCGGCGAUGGGGGUUUGGGGUGGGAUCCUCUGCAUGACAAAUUGUAUUUAAAUUUUGAAGCUAUUCCACAGUACUUGUUGAGAUAUUAUACUUGUUUAGUACUUUCAUAUUUUGUUAUAUACUUUUACAUGUAUAACAUUGCAGGAUACUGCUUAAAACUAUAAAUUUUCAAUUUUACAACACCAAAGACCCUGGAUGCAACACUGAAUGCUCACUGAAAGUGGGGUGUAAAUGGAACUUGGUUUUGCUUUUUGUUUGUUUGUAUUUCGUCUUUGAAAUUCUAAACUUUACCCAAAACACUAUCAUAAAAAAAAACAAGAACACACAGUCUCUAGUUUCUUGGUUUAUAUAACUUUUAAAACAGAGACUUGUAUCACUCAGCCGUGAGUAUGUAAAAAUGGCUCUUUUUGAUUUUGCAAUAAAACCAAAUUACAAUAAAUUACAAGUGUGUUAUUUUUGUAAAGUUGAUAAAAAUAUGGAUCACAGUUAACCAAGUGAAAGUAAAAUAAGCCCUGAAAUUUUUUGUAUGACAAAUUCUUAGUGUUGAAGUUUAGUUUUUGGCUCACAUCUUUUAUUUUGAACUUGAAUAGUUUGUGUAAUAUACAUGUACCAUAUUUGAUAAUUUGAUGUUCGGUGAACACCUGUACCGACUGAGAAAUACGCAUUAUAAUAUAGGUGACUAAAAUUUGUUGGAAGGGGGCGCAAU
Molecule: messenger RNA, 2994 nt
Organism: Acanthaster planci (crown-of-thorns starfish)
Lineage: Eukaryota; Metazoa; Echinodermata; Asteroidea; Valvatida; Acanthasteridae
Product: acid phosphatase type 7-like
Molecular function (GO): acid phosphatase activity; metal ion binding; protein binding
Source: RefSeq, a predicted model, not a curated record